Molecule: messenger RNA, 1439 nt
Organism: Fundulus heteroclitus (mummichog)
Lineage: Eukaryota; Metazoa; Chordata; Actinopteri; Cyprinodontiformes; Fundulidae
Exons: 3
Coding region: 198-1439 (413 amino acids)
Source: RefSeq, a predicted model, not a curated record
AGUGAGGGCUGAUUCCAUUACGGAGAUGGUAGCCGUGUGCGAGGCUACUCUAUCAGCGAUCCUUUGGAGAGAGGCUUGGAUAGGAUAGGAGCCAUGGCAUUAUUCAGGGAGGAGGGUCCAGGUUCCUUUGGCUGCUGACAGAGACAAAUCAAGAAUGUUUUAACUUCAGAAAUGGAAACUAAUACAAAAAAACUAAGAUGAAGAAGCAAAACCCAGGAAGAGUUAAAAUUUGCAUGAUGAAAAGAUCUUCUGAAGAUGAUCUAGAAGUUGAAGGAGACAAAGAAGCAGAUGGUUUCAGUAACAGACUGAACUCAGAGUAUCAGGACCGAACUAAAGACGCCUUGAUCCCUGAGGAAAUCUCCAUGGCUGCACAAAAUCUCCUCCCUGACACCACAAUGACCGUCACAGAGACAAAUACAGAUGACGAUACAAAAUCCAAAUUUAUGCAACAGAAAGAGAAAGAAUUCACUUCAAUCCCUUUAAACAUUUAUUCUUCAGUCCCAGAUAAACACGACCUCCACUACCAGGUCAAGCAAAGGUAUUCUCCUCAUGAAGUAAAACAGGGCAACACCAUUCUCCCACCCCCGACAGAUUUAUUGGAUUUCAGUGCUAAUUGUCUCAAUUUGGAAACAACAAAAACAGACAGAUAUUCACCAAUGGAAGGAAAUAAACGGCGGUCUAUUGAAACGGGACCCAUUAUUGAGCUGGACCCUGGACUUCCUGUUUCUGGUUUUUCAUACAGAUCAUUUAGCCAGUUUUUUUCACAUCCCUUUUACCAAGGAACAAGGAAUUUUAGUGUUGGGUCAGUUUCUGACAAUUCUCAUAUUCAGCAAAUGAUAGAAAUGGAUACAGAUUCAGCAAUGGAAGAUGGAAUCAUAAGAAAAAAACUUAUCCUCCCUAGCACCACAAUGACCACCACAGAACCAAACAAAGAUAUUGAUAAAGAAACACCAAACAAGACAUCAAUUAAUCGGCCGUUUUCUUCUCGCCGUAAGCUUGAAACUCUUAUAAAACUCCAGAAACGAACUGAUGUUAUGAAUUGUAGAGAUUUUCAACCAUCCAAUUUCACUUCAUCCCCUUCGAGAAUUUAUCCUUCACACCCAUAUGACCUCCACUACCAGUUCAGGCAAAGGAAUUCUCCUCCUGAAGUAAUGUUUUACAACACCAUUCUCCCACCCUCCACACAUUUAUGGGAUGUCAGUGCUGGAUCCAAUUCUGACAGUUCUCGUUAUCAGCAAAUGAUGAAAACAGUCAUAGAUUCAACAAUGGAAGUAGAAAAUAAAAGAAAACAAAAUGUUCAACUAGUGGCUAGGGAGAUAGAAAGAGAAGUAAGGGCUUCUAUUAAACGGGAACUGGAUGACUGUGAAUUAGAAAUGACUGAACCUGACUCCACCAGUACUGUUCCCAGUCCAGCAGCUCACUACUCCACACCUUUCUGA